Eurytemora carolleeae is the source of this 570-nucleotide messenger RNA. RefSeq lists its product as uncharacterized. The transcript has a single exon. Lineage: Eukaryota; Metazoa; Arthropoda; Copepoda; Calanoida; Temoridae. Bases 1 to 570 code for a protein of 189 amino acids. The record is from RefSeq and is a predicted model, not a curated record.
AUGCUACGUGGCGUGAUGCCGGCGACAUUUGCCGAGUUUAAAUCGUAUUCGGACGAUUUUAAAGGAAGCUUCAGCGGAGCACAUCGACAUUUAGAUCAUACACUAUACAGCUCAAUGCCAGCCAACUACUCCGAGUUUAUGAGCUAUCCUGCCGCCAGGGAGGGGGAGGAGAAGGAGGAAGAGAGGGGAUUGGAGGGUAAAACUGAAUCACUCUGGAGGAAACAUUUCUCUCCAUUUUUCUCCGAAAGUUUACUGCCGUUGAAGUCACUUGGUUUCAACGAGAAUGGAGAGGCUAUUACAUAUGAGGUUGAUACCAGUCAAUUUAAACCGAAGGACAUUAAGAUCAGACUAAACAAUUGCGAGGUUAGAAUAGAGGCCGUUAAUGAUAUGUCUAAAGACAAAGAUGGGAUAUCCAAGUCCUACAAAAAGAUGAUUGAAUGUAUCCUAGUUCCGAGGUGGACAAAAUCAACAGAUAUUAGUGUUGUACUAUCAGAAGAUGGCAAGCUGGCCAUUUCAAUUAAGCGAGCGCUGCCAGUUCAAAUUCCGAUAAGAGGGGGAAAUAAUUUUUAA